AUGAAUGUGAAUGAAGCUGGUCUCGUGACAUUAAGGGAGUAUUUUGAAGUGGAGACAGGGCUAUGUCCUGCAGGUACGAGAGAUGUGAGAGGAGACUUCCUCAGGUUGAAAGUUUCUGUAAUCGACAUUCGCCCAUCAAAAUGCUCUCUGCUGUCAGAUCCCAGCCCCAUUGCUACGAUUUCCAACCAUUCAGGUGAUCUUCCAAGGGAUCCUGGGGUGGCAGGUCCAAGAAUUAAGUCUCCCUCCCCAAGUAAACAUUUUAUUCGCGAUACAAACCAGCAGAUCCUAGUCCUGGAAGGCAAUACCCUUGUGGCGGUUCCAGACAAGCGCUGCAAACGUGGAGAAACCUUUUAUGUGUCAACUUUACCCACAAGAAAUACCAGGAGCUCAAAGGCAAAUCAGAUUGUUUUGGCUGUAUCUAAGGGAGAACGCUAUCUCUGCUGUGACAAAGCCAAAAAACCAAAGUGUCCUUCAUUAAAAUUAAAGAAAAUUAAAGACCUGAAGUCCCUAGACCCUAAGAAGCUCCUGCCCUUGACCUUCCUGAAGGAGAAGGCCGGCUCCUACUUCACACUGGAAUCAGCUGCCAAUCGAGGGUACUUUAUCUACACCUGCAGCAAACCCAGGCAGCCUGUAGGAGUGACAAAGGAGCUGGGGAAACAGAAAAAUACCCAAUUUGAAUUUGGAAACUCAUCAAGUUGCAAAUGCAAACAUGGAAGUCUCAGUGGGGCCCCAGGGCUUCUGGAGCAUGGCAAGUCACUUUUGAUCCAGUCUUCCCAGGAGGAAGGUGGGACAUCAAGUGUGAACAGAUGGGAAGAAGAAAUGACUGAAGGGUCUGGAAGAGUUGGCAGGCAGAGCCAGCUUCAAGGAGACCUGAAGGCAUGUAGCAGAGCCCUUGACACUCAGCGGGGCAUUCCAGUCAGAAGAGAUCCAGCUCCAGAUCCUCAGCAGGAUCAGAUGCAGGGAAAACAAUCAGACUGGGAACUUGGAGCACAGGCUGGAACUCCUUUGACUUGCUUGGACGUCGAUCCCUUUGCUUGUCUCUGGCUCUGCCGGGUGGGCUCUCCCCUCAUGGAGGAGGAGGACAUGUACUUGGACCUCUUUCUGGACCCGUAUACUGUCCAGGAUGACUUUCCUCCAGCUGUGUCUCAACUGUUCAGCCCAGGGGCGCCUUUAGAUGUGCACCCACUUAAUCCAUCCAAUCCAGAGACUGUGUUUAAUUCACAUCUUGACAGAGUCAAAGAAACAUCCAGUGAUUUUUCAUCUGUGGAUUUAAGCUUCUUACCAGAUGAGUUUCCCCAAGAAAACAAAGACCAGACUGUCAUUGGAAACAAGCAAGAAACUGAGCAAAGUUGUGAAACUCAAGAUCAGCAAAACCAGUUACUGUUGACUGGUUGGGAGGACAGUGGGCUGAGCUUGAAUAGCCCCAGUUCACUAGAUUCCCAUUCCCAUCUGCGCCCUGAUGGUGUUGACUCCAACCAGCCCUCUCCAGAAAAACUAAACCCCAAUGCCUUACCUGUGGCAUCCAUAGUGUCCAUGACACCAAUGAAUCCCAUUCCAGAAGGCUCUGGAAUUGUGCCUCAAUUACAGAACGUAGUUUCCACCGCAAAUCUGGCUUGUAAAUUGGAUCUGAGGAAAAUAGCUCUGAAUGCCAAAAACACAGAAUAUAACCCUAAGAGGUUUGCUGCAGUCAUAAUGAGGAUCCGAGAGCCAAGGACAACAGCCCUCAUUUUUAGCUCUGGGAAAGUGGUCUGCACAGGAGCCAAAAGUGAAGAGGAGUCUCGACUGGCAGCCAGAAAGUAUGCUCGAGUGGUGCAGAAGCUUGGCUUCCCUGUCCGAUUCUUCAAUUUUAAAAUUCAGAACAUAGUGGGAAGCUGCGAUGUGAAGUUUCCUGUCAGGCUGGAGAUUUUGGCUCUAACCCACCGCCAGUUCAGUAGUUAUGAACCUGAACUGUUUCCUGGCCUUAUUUAUAAGAUGGUAAAACCACAAGUGGUGUUGCUCAUCUUUGCAUCUGGAAAAGUUGUGUUGACAGGUGCCAAAGAGCGUUCUGAGAUCUACGAAGCAUUUGAAAACAUGUAUCCUAUUCUAGAAAGUUUUAAGAAAACCUGAGUGUAUCAUUGGGCUUCUCAUAUUGUAGUGAUCUGUAUAUGUGCUUAAGCACAGCAGAGAAAGAACAGGUUUCUUCUACAUGUGACUGUAGA
This is a messenger RNA of Onychomys torridus (southern grasshopper mouse), 2198 nucleotides long. RefSeq lists its product as uncharacterized. Gene Ontology annotation, molecular function: RNA polymerase II general transcription initiation factor activity; DNA binding. Lineage: Eukaryota; Metazoa; Chordata; Mammalia; Rodentia; Cricetidae. Gene Ontology annotation, biological process: DNA-templated transcription initiation. The record is from RefSeq and is a predicted model, not a curated record. Bases 1 to 2106 code for a protein of 701 amino acids. The transcript is spliced from 13 exons.